Molecule: messenger RNA, 756 nt
Organism: Dryobates pubescens (Downy woodpecker)
Lineage: Eukaryota; Metazoa; Chordata; Aves; Piciformes; Picidae
Gene: TMEM9
Product: transmembrane protein 9
Exons: 6
Coding region: 38-613 (191 amino acids)
Cellular component (GO): lysosomal membrane
Source: RefSeq, a predicted model, not a curated record
GGCGUCGCACGCCGGCGCUGAGGGGCAGGCUUCCAGGAUGCUUGCCCGGAGCCCCCCGAGGUGUGUGAGCUCCCCGGUGCUGAUUGCUCUGCUCUGCUGCCUCCUUUCUCCCCCCGCAGGAGGCAGCAAGAGCUCGGAGGACAUCCGCUGCAAGUGCAUCUGCCCCCCGUACCGCAACGCCAGCGGCCACAUCUACAACAGGAACGUCUCCCAGAAGGACUGCACCUGCCUGCACGUGGUGCAGCCGAUGCCGGUGCCGGGCAGCGACGUGGAAGCCUACUGCCUGCUGUGUGAGUGCAAGUAUGAGGAGCGCAGCACCACCACCAUCAAGGUGAUCAUCAUCAUCUACCUGGCAGUGGUGGGGGCCCUGCUGCUCUACAUGGCCUUCCUGGUGCUGGUGGACCCCCUGCUCCGCAAGCCAGAUGCCUACAGCCAGCCCCUGCACAACCAGGAGGAGAAUGAGGAGGCUCGGUGCCUGGCUGCAGCCCCGGUGGGGCCCGGGGGCAGGGCCAACACGGUGCUGGAGAGGGUGGAGGGAGCCCAGCAGCGCUGGAAGCGGCAGGUGCAGGAGCAGCGCAAGACUGUGUUCGACCGCCACAAGAUGCUGAGCUAGGCCCCUGCGGAGCCCCUGCCAGCCCCCCCGGGGCAGGGGCAGCAGGGCAGCCCUCAGCACCCUCUGCUGCUGGGCUGCAAGCUCUCAGCCUCCGGCCUGCUGUCCUCAGAGGGAGAAGCAGCCCCUGCCGCUCUGCUGGCAGC